GCCGCGGCCACGGAUUCAUGUUGCAUGCACGAUGCUGGAUUUAAUGCCAAAGCUGCUGCCGAACGAGCGCAGGAGCUGGCUGGCCACAGCUGGGAAUACGGGACAGCAUCAGAGGCACUACUAGAACUAUACAAUCCCAGACUUUCAGUAUUUUCGCCUCAAGCCUUUCCCGCUGGAAAAGUGCCCGAUUCGAACCCUCGGCUGGUGCCUGCGCUGGCCUUUGCCAAGCGCCAUAUCAGACUCGACAAUGAAACUCUCAUCGAUGGCGAUGGGGCCUCGGGUGAUCCGGCUUCCCUGGGCGUGUCUGCCCUCAUGAUCGGGCAGACCGACAAGCGGUAUGCGGAGGCAGCGCAACGACAAUUCCAGCAUUUCGACAAAGUCCCCAAGUGGAAAAAUGGCGCCAUCUCUCACCGGGACGACUAUGCGGAACUAUGGGCGGAUUUCAUCUACAUGGCUCCACCAUUCAUGGCCUAUUAUGCAGUGGCCACCAAUAGCACGGAAACCAUCAAAAAGGCCAUUAUGCAAUGUCUCGCGUACCGACAAGCGCUCAAGCCGAACACAUCGAGUGACGCCGUGAGCGCUGGUACAUGGCAGCACAUCCUCGGACCUGAACACGAGGAUCUUGGGCGGUGGUCGACGGGUAAUGGCUGGGCUGCAAUGGGCAUGGCGAGAGUGUUGGCCACGCUGCUUCAUUGGCCGCCCACAGCAGUCGAAGCGAACGCACAAAUCGCCCAAGCGGAUUUAUUCACUUGGAUCGGCGAGAUUUUGCAGGGUGCGAUGAGCUCACCAAAAGAAGAUGGUUUGCUGCGGAAUUAUCUCAAUGACACGACCUGGUUUGGAGAAGUCAGCGGGACCGCCCUCUUGACCGCGACUGUCUACAGAGUAGCUGCGAUGCAAGAAGAAGCGAGUGCUCUCUUCAAUGGUUCCGCGCAAAAGGUCAGAGACACGCAUCCUGACAUCAAGAAGCCGGUCUCCAACGAGAUGCUCAAAUGGGCAGACGACAAUCGAGCGGCCAUUGCCAAACACGUGUCAAGCAACGGCGUGGCCAGUCCAGUAGUCAAUCCUCUGGGCUGGGGAGACCGAACGCCUUAUACCAAGGGGAGUGCAGAAGGCGAAAGCUUUCUCGUGAUGAUGUACUCUGCCUGGAGGGACUGUAUUGUGGCCGGAGCUCAUCACUGAAUGCGAACCCGAGGUUACUCUAUCGGGAACUACAUCGUCGGUGUAAUAUGUCGGACUCGUAGACGCUGUCUGGCAACCUCAAGCGCGGGAUCAUGUCCUUCAAGUCCCCAACGAGAUUCAUCUAGCAAGGCAACACGCAACACUUUGACUCGCCCAGUCACGAUCAAGCAAUCAAACAACUUCCGACCCCUCCACAGCAGAUCCGCCAGCGUCUCCCAUCAUCAUCAUCCUCACAAGUGGAAGAACGAACUCCUCGACAACGAAGAAAAUUCCUCGACCUACCAGACGAAAAAAUCCGCAACAUCAGAAAUCUACGAAAUUCUCACAGGAAAAUUUCAACCUCCAAUUUCUCCACCAACAACCCUCCUCACCAUCAACAUCAACAUCGCCACAACCCCAUUUCGGGCCUCCUUCUAAAAACCCACCAAUGCCCGCCAAAAAUACAUUCCCAUCUUGCUCUCCACGGCUCAUGGUCCACCCACCCACCCAC
Messenger RNA from Sphaerulina musiva SO2202, 1669 nucleotides. RefSeq lists its product as uncharacterized. The record is from RefSeq and is a predicted model, not a curated record. NCBI's taxonomy places the organism in Eukaryota, Fungi, Ascomycota, Dothideomycetes, Mycosphaerellales, Mycosphaerellaceae. The transcript is spliced from 3 exons. Bases 25 to 1179 code for a protein of 384 amino acids. Gene Ontology annotation, biological process: carbohydrate metabolic process.